Messenger RNA from Rotaria socialis, 1470 nucleotides. The record is from the annotation of a GenBank genome assembly. Lineage: Eukaryota; Metazoa; Rotifera; Eurotatoria; Philodinida; Philodinidae.
AUGACCGAUGAAAACAAUGCUAAAAUACCAUUACUGCCACCAACUCUACCCCGUUGGUGGCGUGUAUUACCAUCACUUAUUCUCCUAAUAACGAUUGCUAACAUUGAUAAUUUAAUUCUAAAUGAUUUCGUUGAGGAUCGUUAUACAAAGUACUAUGAGUUGAAUACUUCAUCAACACAAAAUGAUCAUGAAUUAUGCUUAAAUGCUAGUCGAACAUCGCAUAACUCAACGCCAUCAUUUUUAACAACAACAUCAAAAUAUCCUAUAUCAACGACAAUACCAAUCGAUAAACAAAUUCAAGCAUCAACUGCUCGCUUAAAUGUUUUCCUAUCACUUGCUGCUACAUUACCUGCCAUUUUAACAUCAAUUUUUCUUGGUGCUAAUUGCGAUCGCAUUGGACGAAGACCUCUUAUUGCCUUGCCAUACAUUGGCAAAGUUAUACGUUAUGCGAUUUUAACAGCUGUCGCUUAUUAUAAUCUAUCAAAUAUAUGGAUCAUUAUAUUAACUAUGCUUGAUGGUCUUUCUGGAACAGCAGCUUUAAGUAUCUUAAGUUCAUUUGCUUAUGUAACUGAUUGCACAAAUAAGAAAAGUCGUACGUCCGCUAUUGUAAUUACAGAUGUUUGUCUCAGUUGUAGUCGAUUAAUACCAUCACUUACUAUGGGAUUCUAUCUACAACAUCCACAUUAUGUUCAAGCCAUGAUAUUCACAUUCGUCUUAAGUGUACUUGGUCUUAUUUUUUCUAUUUUUCUACAACCAGAAUCAAAUUUAACUGUUCAACAUUUAAAUAUUUUUCAACAAUUAAAAAGAAGUGAAUUUCGGCCAAUAGUAAAAUGUUUCCAAGUUUUCUUUGCUAAGCGUCAAGAUCAUAAACAAAGAUCAUUACUGAUGUUAGUUGCUAUACAUUUAUUGAUCAUUGUUAUGUUAUGUGGAAAUUUAGCUAUGUUCUAUAUUUAUUUGUAUGGAGCACCAUUUUGUUUGGAUUCAUUUGGUGUUAGUCUAAAUACUGCAUCACAAGUAUCUGCUACUAUUAUAUUAACAAUACCAUUUACAUUAACUAUUGCUAAACAUAAUGAUCACUUAGGAAUAGUAGUGCUCGGUUGUUUAGCGUUUAUGACACAAUUCGUUUUAUUAGGCACUGCUAAGCAUAUUUGGGCACUUUAUUUAGCUUUUAGUAUUGGUGGAGUAUUUUAUGUUUUAACGCCCAUCAUACGUGCACGUAUUACAAAAUUAGUUGAACCUGAGGAAUAUGCUGUAGUUUUUAUUCUUGCAAGUGUAUUUGAAUCAGGUGGCUAUUACGCAAUUAGUGCACUGACAAAUGAAAUCUAUGACUUAACAAUAUCAUUUUAUCAAGGUCUUGUGUACUUUUUUCUUGCACUUGUUGGUGCUAUAACAAUUGUUGUCAUAUCGAUUUUGUACUUUUUGGAACAUCGACCAACGACGACGACGAAAUCUUCAGCUUUAAAUGAAUGA